ACAGCAGCUUUUGUGGAUGAAGAUCGCACUUUUGACCUUGAAUGGCGAUAUUCGGAUUGACGUGGUGUUGCUUCUCUCCCGUCAGCUUGGAGGUAACACUCAGCUAAUUUUUCAGUACGCUGUUGUUUUCGUAUGACUCGUCUUUGAGCAAAGUACCAGUGAAUCUACACCGAUCUGCGUCGACUCGAGCCGUUGUCAGCAAUAUCAGGAGAGCACCAAAUUAUUUGUUUCGCAAUUGUUUUGAAAUCUGCUAGGCUGGUCUUGCGUACAAGUAGUAGUGGUGUCGUUUAUUUCUGUUGGCCAUGGCUCACGAGGAUUUGGACUUCAAUCCCUUCUACAAGGCGUUGCAGCGUACACAUGCCGGUAUGUAUGAGCAAGCACAGAGUAGAGGAUGGCUAGUGGUUAUUCCACACUCAUCCACAAUACAUGCUGGCAAUAUGAACACCUCUUUUGCGGAAAUGCACAUCCUGAAGCCGUCGCCCUACUUUCAAGAUCAGUACAUUGCGGCGUCCAAGGAGUCAUACGGAUUCUCUAUUGAGGACGGUGUAUUGCGCACGGAGGCUGGCUUUGACACUGCAUUUUCAGCUAACAUACUCUACGAGGAGCUAGCGUAUAGCAAGGAUUUUAAACCAUUCCGUAUCCUUGUCACCAGUCGUCCGCUAGAUCCAGCGUAUCGGGACCUGGGUCAGGUAGCGGACGCAGACUGCGACAUUGGCAUUCCGAUCUCGCGUCUCGUUCAGGAGAGAGUGGCACUAAACGAUCACACUCGUUUGCUGAAGAGUCUACCCUCCUACGACAGGAUCAUGAUAGCACUAGACAGUGCAAUGGUACAAUUCAACAACAAUUACAUUGUUGUGGACGGUUAUCUAGAGCACACGGCAAAGAAGCUAGACCGCCUCUGCUCGCAAGGUGUGGAGACGGUCUUCACGUUUGUGCCGGCGUUGCGCAAAGUUGCUUUGCAAGAUUCACGGGUAGAGGACUCGAUACGGCUUGCUGUGGAAAGCUACAUCAUGGGCUGGGUACACCAGAAAGUCAUACGUGCCGUCAUCCAGACAAAGAAUGAAGAAGAUGAGGAGAUCUGUGAGCGUUGUAAGCAGUGCAGUGGAAUCACACCGGAGACACUUGGCGUCAGUAAAGAGUUCUGCUGCCCACUACCAGAGGCUAUGGUGGAACUAACUGCUCUGGAUUCGUUCACAACCCCGCUGGAGAAACUCAAUUGUCUAAAGAAUACACUGGAACUAAUAACACAUGGCGUGCAGAAACACAUGACACAAGAUGUUCUUGCGCAAGACAAAGGAAGGGAUGGUCCGGCAGCCAGUCUAGUGUCUGAUGAUUUGAUUCCUAUCCUUGUAACAGUGAUCAUUCAGGCCAAAUGUAAUCGGCUGGCCACUAAUCUGUACUAUGUUGAGAACUUCCACUGGGCAUCAUCAUCUAAAGCAAAUCUUGGCUACAGCUUGGUGACGUUCAAAGCAGCUACCGAAUUUAUCUUGAUGACGGAUAUGAAGUACAUGAUACCUGCCACCAUCGAAGAAGACACAACCAAGGAUAACCCUCUUGCGGCCGCUGUUGCGGCAGCAUCCCAGGGACGAGUUGUUCAGCAGGUGAAACACACGAGUACUAACAUGGAGAACCUGCGGCGUGCUUGGGAGAGUCUGGAUGGCAACAACCGCUCAUCCAGACAGACGGCGGGGGCAGCAACAGCGGCGGCAACGGCACCCAGCUCUGUAACGUCACAGCCAUCAACCGCUGCAUCGUCAUCAGCAUCGUCAUCUACAUCGUCAAUGUACAGUUCGCGGCGUGCGUCUGAGAAAGCGCCCGUCUCUGUGUCCACAUCGGUUUCGUCGCGUUCGCAAGCAGGCAAUGGGAAAAGUCAGAUGUGGCGCCGGAAUACCUGGACAACACCCGCAAGUCAACAGUCGGUGAGCGAGGAGUUGGUUGCGGCUGGCGUAAUCCCACCUUCAGAGUUGCACCGCAGUCGAACACCCAACCGAUCUCCUAUUACUCCAUCAGAAAGCACAGCAAGACCUGCGUCUGCCUUGGUAUCGUCAACACAGUGGUCGACGGCGGCAGCAGCAGUGGACUCUCAGCCCUUCAGCAGUCGCAACAAACCUCGCCGGUCAACUGUGGGCCGCUGGGUGGACGGAACAACGGAGAAACUCUCCUAGCUGACUACUGCACACGACCCCAUCAUCAUCAGCAGCAGCAGCGCUUACUUACUCCUGUGCUCUUCUGUAUGUGCUGGCAUUGAAUCACUCCAAGUAACUAGCUACUAGGACUGUUGCUGACAGUGCUGCUGCUGUUGCUGCUGCUGCUGCUGCUGCUGUUACUGCAGAGAACCGCGCAUCUGUAUUAUGUGCUUCACGUUGGCUGGGUGUGAUGUAUGUACCUACUGCAUGCAACACUGCUGCUGCUGCUGCUGCUGCUGCUGCUGCUGCUGCUGCUGCUGCUGCUGCUGCUACUACAAUGUACUACUGGUCGUCACCAGGUCCAUGGUGUAAACUUGUGGUGUGUUUCACCCGUAGGCUUUCAAGAGUUCCAUAGUAACUGGUUGAAAAUGCUCCACUGCAAACAGCCCAUCCAAUCAUCGUCAUAUUAUUUAGCGGCUGACCACAAAAUACUGAAAUUAUCACAAAAUUCUGCGGGGUGCUUAACUACUAAGAGGCAACUGCCGAUGCACUAGUGACCCUGGAAAAUACGGAGAUUUGAUAAAGAUUUGUUAUGCCUGAAACUAUUAUGCUCACAUCAUAAAACAAGCUAGGAUAACUAGUUCUACUUCUUUAGAGUUUUUCGGCUUUUUUUCAAUAACCCGGUGCCAUUUAAAGUGGGAGCCCAGUUUUACCAAUGCAAGCACCGGCUUACUUGCUCUGUCCAGCAGUGUGUAUUGUGCUCUGUUGCCAUGCUGCAUGUUGCAUCCAUUUCUACAAUAUGAAAAAAGGGAAAUAACUUCUUUUUGCAUUGGAUGGCUGCAUGAGUGGACCUGAUAUAUUUCGCACUUGAUUUUCGCUGAGCCUCACCGUGCAAUAACCACGUUGAGCUGUUACAUUGCAGAUAUCAAACAGAUUGCGAUUGCCAACAUUCUUAUUAUUGCUGAUAACAGUUGCUCUUGCCUGCCUAUUUUCUAUAAUUACCAUAAGCUCGGUUUUCUAUGAUUUUAGUCAAUCGUUUCGCUAUUCUUUUCCGAGUGAUUUGGCUUCUAGUUGUAAUGUGUAUCGGAAUAUUGCUAGUCCUCUGAUGAGCCUAAGCUGGGCGAAGAAGCUGCUUGAAAGUAUGAGGAAUCAAGAUUUAAUAGUGCUACCAGAA
Molecule: messenger RNA, 3300 nt
Organism: Sycon ciliatum
Lineage: Eukaryota; Metazoa; Porifera; Calcarea; Leucosolenida; Sycettidae
Exons: 21
Coding region: 303-2165 (620 amino acids)
Biological process (GO): early endosome to late endosome transport
Cellular component (GO): transport vesicle; early endosome; tubular endosome
Molecular function (GO): guanyl-nucleotide exchange factor activity; SNARE binding
Source: RefSeq, a predicted model, not a curated record